AUGGCCACCCCGCAGCCGUGCCGGCCCAAGUCGAAGCCCCCAGCAUGCCUCGUACGGUUGCCGCCCGAGCCGCCGCUGACGCUGAAGGUGGUGGGGCUCUUCAAAAGCUCCAGCUUUCAGGUGUCGAAGACCAUCGCUGAGACUUUGAAAACCAAUUACCCGUCCAGAUUUGAAGAUCCUGUGAUAGUUCCUCUUCAAGAAUUUGCUUGGGAUCAGUUUCUGGAGGAGAAAAAGAGGGACCUGAAGGGUGAAACCUGGGUCUAUUCCUCCUAUGUGAUGUGUUUUGUUAAUGACCAACUCCUGGGUAACGCAUUUGAUCUGAAGAAGUGGGCCCAGAAGGUGUGGGAUGUGGUAGAUAUCCGGCCCGCUGCACUGUAUGAGGCGCUGACUUUGGACUAUGCCACGAAGUUCUUAAAAGACACCAAGCAUGAUUUUGUGUACUUGGACAUUUGUAUUGAUCUUUCUCCAAUUGGAAGACUGAUUUUUGAACUGUAUUGUGAUGCAUGUCCCAGAACAUGUACAAAUUUUCAGGUCUUGUGCACAGGAACAUCAGGAUUUUCUGAGAGCGGCACAAAGCUUCAUUACAAAGAGUCGAUUUUUCAUCGAGUAGUUCAGAAUGGUUGGAUUCAAGGAGGAGAUAUAGUACAGGGACGCGGAGAUGACGGAGAGUCUAUUUAUGGACCGAUGUUUGAAGAUGAAAACUUUUCGGUUCCUCAUGAUAAGAGGGGAGUUCUUGGAAUGGUCAAUAAAGGUCAUCAUACCAAUGGGUCACAAUUCUAUAUCACACUACAAGCAGCUCCCUACCUGGAUAAAAAUUAUGUGGCUUUUGGGCAACUAAUCGAAGGAAGCCACGUUCUUAGACAACUAGAAUUAGUCCCAACAGAGAAUGAAAGACCAUUGCUUCUUUGCAGUAUUGCAGACAGUGGAGUUCUUUACACAUGAUUUUCAUACCAGUCUCAUUUUCUGUGAUGCUUUAUUGCUGUGCAUUUGAUCAGCUGUUUUAUAUUUAAUU
Molecule: messenger RNA, 1012 nt
Organism: Mus pahari (shrew mouse)
Lineage: Eukaryota; Metazoa; Chordata; Mammalia; Rodentia; Muridae
Gene: Ppil6
Product: peptidylprolyl isomerase like 6
Exons: 8
Coding region: 1-942 (313 amino acids)
Biological process (GO): protein peptidyl-prolyl isomerization
Molecular function (GO): peptidyl-prolyl cis-trans isomerase activity
Source: RefSeq, a predicted model, not a curated record